Messenger RNA from Brienomyrus brachyistius, 2896 nucleotides. Its product is annotated as serine/threonine-protein kinase PLK3-like. The transcript is spliced from 10 exons. Gene Ontology annotation, biological process: mitotic cell cycle; protein phosphorylation; regulation of cytokinesis. Gene Ontology annotation, molecular function: protein serine/threonine kinase activity; ATP binding. The record is from RefSeq and is a predicted model, not a curated record. NCBI's taxonomy places the organism in Eukaryota, Metazoa, Chordata, Actinopteri, Osteoglossiformes, Mormyridae. Gene Ontology annotation, cellular component: cytoplasm; spindle pole; nucleus. Bases 614 to 1705 code for a protein of 363 amino acids.
ACAUCAGUAGCUUCGCUGGUGCUAUUAACACUAAUGGCACAUUAGCGCAAAGACAGGGCUGCAUACAGCGAGUUGCGUCUUGCUUGGCGGUUAACGUUCGUUGGCGUGGGAAACGGCGGUUCUAGUGCUAAACCGCUACCGAAAAGACUAUAAAAGCUGCGCCGACAAAAUAAAAGCGCCCAGUCAGGUUCUAAAUCAUAACCUUUUGUUUUGAAUAUCAGUCCAGCUCCGUAUGGGACAGCUUCUGGGUACGGACCCGGACCGCGGUCCGCCUGGCCUCUGCUCUAAGGCUUUACUCCCGAGCAUGUGUUACUGCAUUACCGAAACUGAAUGUUUGGUGUACACAUUUUUUUUCUUCAAUAAAGUUGAUUGUAAUAAAAGUUUUUAUCCGUGUUUAGUUGCAUUGUCUUAGCAAGUUCACUUCUUUUUCCGUCCAUGUAAUUUUCAAUGUGGUGACGUAAUCCAUCUAACAAGUUCGAAUCGCGUGGCUGCCUUGGCCGCGUUCUAAGACUGAUGACGCCAGUGUACACGUAAUUUAGAACGCGAGCGCUCACUACCCAUUUCGAGUAUUCCACGGGUUAGUUACGGAUCGCGCUUCUCUUCUGGUGAAAUCAUGUCUGUCAGUGAACCUUCCCGCGCUCAGAUGGCAUCGGAAGUGCCUGAGAUUCUGGUAGAUCCCAAGACAUUAAGGUCCUACGGCAGGGAUGAGCUUUUGGGACAGGGCGCUUGUGGCAAAUGCUAUAAGAUGACCGAUCUUGAAACUGGCGACACCUAUGCUGUUAAGGUCAUCCGGCUAUAUUCCUGGGGAGUGGAGGAGGUCUGUGAAGAAGUACAGAUUUUAAAAACACUGCGGCACAAGAAUGUGGUGGGGUUCUCCCACUCUUUCGAAGAUGACAAAUUCAUGUAUAUUUUCAUGGAGUUGUGCAGUGGGCAGACACUCGGUGACAUUUUAAAAGCUCGGGGGACUCUGACUGAGCCCGAAGUGCGAUACUACAUUAACCAGCUGAUUUCAGGGUUAACAUACAUCCACCGGCAAGGUUACGUCCACAGGGACAUCAAGUUGGAAAAUUUAUUUAUCAAUGACCAAAUGGAACUGAAAAUUGGGGAUUUCGGACUGGCGGUCAAGCUGAAGCCGAGGGAGAAAGAAGUGUGUGGUACUCCCGUCUACAUGGCUCCAGAAGUGUGGAAACGAGAGGGCCAUGGAAGGGAAGCAGACGUCUGGGCACUGGGCUGUGUCAUGUACCAGCUUCUGGUUGGGGAAAUCGCAUUCUACGCUGACGAUUACUGGGAGAUGCUCAAGAAUAUAAAGGAAGCCAAAUUUAUUCUACCGCAGAAUCUCUCUAUUGAAGCUGGGAAACUGAUGGGCAAGAUAUUUAGAAUCGACCCACGGGAUCGCCCGUCACUAUCGAAUGUCCGUCGCCACAAGUUCUUCACAAAGGGCUUCACUCCAAAGACACUGCCAGCUAGUAGCUGCAAUACACCACCACAGCAUAAAGCAGUCAACCCAUUCAAAAAGAUUUUCAACCGUUUCAUGCGCCUGAUACGAAAAAAGCGAUCCAGAGUUGAGCCUUUACGGGAGGAUGCCGAGCAGAGUGGACUUGAGAUCCCCCAGCCUGUGGAGUCACUCCGUGUUCUAGAGGAUGUCAACAGACCAAUGAACAAAUUGACCUGGUCCAGUUGGUCAAAGUGGUUGAGGGACCUGUAGGCAGGCUGUACUCAGCAAGUGCAGUGACGCCCCACACCUGAGUGCCUCCCCCAGCUCCCUGUCCACUCCUGUUUCAAAAAAGUUCUUUUGUGUUUCAAGCAUUCAGGCAUGGAUUCAGUUUUUUUCUUGUAUGAUUAUGGCCACAUUCAUACCAAGAACACACUAGACAAUCUCAUGCAGAUUUCAUUUUCACCACUCAGUCUGUUCUGCUUAAUUGUUUGGUUACUGAGUAUAUGUGUUCUGACACUAUGUUGAUGGGAAUUGAUUCUUUGUGUGUCACCUAAAGAGCUUGUAUUACUUGGGUAAAUUGCAUAAGACUCAUGUUAUUUUGAAAAUUAUAUUUUCCUAUAUGUGCCAAAGUCAAUUGGGAUUACCAAAAUCAAAGUUGGCUCUCCACCUCCUGGUUAUUGGAAGGUACUACGCCCCUCUACUAAAUGCAUUUCUUUCACUCACAAAGUGCAUUUCCUGCACGCAAUGAACUUGUUUCUUUGACAAAAUGCAUUUUGUGGAUGAAAUGCCCUUUUUCAUUCACGAAAGCAGAUACAUUCAACCUUCUGAACAUGAUAUGCUAGGUGCUAAUAUCAGUUCUGUGUACAAAAUGAAACAUUCCUGUUGAUUUCGGGGCACCAAAGACAGUAACGUAUUUAUGCUUCUGUGGACAAAAUGUAACUCUAGUAUGUCUUUCUCUGGACAAAAUUCAAGGCAUUACUUGAUUUUGUCAUUGAAUAAUGCAUUUUGUCACACAGUAUGUAUUUUGUGUCCGAAAAUGAGCGCUUGACAGGAGCUGGAAGACUACUUUCGUAUGUACAGGACAACUAACAACAGAAAAUCCUACAUGUACCUACGUGUUACUGAUAGUUGUCCUUUACUUAUGUUGUAGAAAUUAUUUUGGGCUGGGUCAUGAGGAAAAGAUUCGAGGUUGAAGAGGGGCAUUUUAUAGCAGACCACCUUGCCACAGAAUGCACCCCCUGUCUAUCUCUGGCUCGGAGAAUACUACAGUACAUGCACCAAACUUGCGCCAGUUACUGAGAUUUAUUUGUGCUGAAGAAAUGAUUUUGGGCUGGGCCAAAUGGAAAAGUUUCUGGGUGGGGUGGGGCUUUUACACCAGGCCCCUGUCUAACUCUGGCUGUGAAAAUCCUACAUGCACCAAACCUGUGCCUUAUUUAUGUUGUAUAAAUUAUUUUGGGCUGG